UCGUCGUUGCAGCAUCCCGAUCUCCACGCCCCUGACGUCUUCCUCCCAUCUUUUUCUCAUCCUUCGUUUUAUUUUAUUAUACUAUUUGUUAAUAUAAAAAAAAUUCAACCCAAAACCAGACCAAAACUUCCUGUUCCUAUAUAAAUCCCAAACCAAAGCCUCGUCAUCCAAAAACAUCCCUACUUCCUUUAUCUUCUCUCUCUAGAGAGACUCUCUCACACUGUCCUGCUUUGCUUCCGUAAAUACGCUUGUAAUUUCUCUCUUUCUUUCUUGUUUCCGUCAUGGCGGAAGUUUCUGUUUCCGGCAACAACAAGAGGUGCCGAGAGGAGGAGUUGGCGGAGUCGCCGGAGGCGAAGCGCUUACACGCUGACUUCCUUCGCGAUAUCCUCGACGACGAUGAGGAUGAUGCCAACUCCGGCGACCGGGACCAGGCCACCCAGGACCUGGCCUCCGUAAUGAAGAGCCUCGAGGAGGAAAUUUCCCUCCCUCCUCCUCCUCCUCCGGGGACGGCGGAAUCGGCGUCGGAUGUUGGCGAAACGCCGCGCCUGGCCGAACUUGGGUAUCUUCUGGAGGCGUCGGACGACGAGCUCGGCCUUCCGCCUGUGGCCGCGUCGGUGUCGUCGUCGCCGGAGCCGGUGGCCACUGGGGCAGCCGAUGAGGAGGAGGCAGCGGAGGGCGCCGGGUUCGGGCAGAUCUGGAGUUUCGAUGACGAGAUUUCGGGGUGUUACGAUGUGCUUGGAUUCGGAAUCCGGCCGGCGGAUGAGGACGGCGUGGUUUUCGACGACGGGUUGUUCGAUUAUGCCGACGUGUUGUUCUCUGGGCCGUCCGAUUCCUCUUGGAAAGCGGAAUCUGUGCCGGCCAUCUGAUGGACCUCUCUGUUUUUUUUUUACCUCUGUACAACGCCCUGUAAAUUUCUGAAAGGAAAAGGUCAGAAGGAAACAAAGAACUUGUGCAAAAGUAAACGUAGUUGGCUUUACAAUUUUCCUUUUUUUAUAUAUAAAAAAAAAAGCUUUGUGGAUUGACGAAA
Phoenix dactylifera (date palm) is the source of this 1027-nucleotide messenger RNA. RefSeq lists its product as uncharacterized. The record is from RefSeq and is a predicted model, not a curated record. Lineage: Eukaryota; Viridiplantae; Streptophyta; Magnoliopsida; Arecales; Arecaceae.